Molecule: messenger RNA, 6576 nt
Organism: Ziziphus jujuba (common jujube)
Lineage: Eukaryota; Viridiplantae; Streptophyta; Magnoliopsida; Rosales; Rhamnaceae
Product: DDT domain-containing protein PTM
Exons: 11
Coding region: 395-5596 (1733 amino acids)
Source: RefSeq, a predicted model, not a curated record
UUCUUUUUUUUUUUUUUUGGCUUCAAAGGUAAACGACCCACUUCGCAGAGAGAGAAAGAAAAAGAAACCCAAACCCAUUUUCUUCUUUCCUUCCUUCCUAACUCGCUUUCUCACGCCAAUCACUGUCUUUCUCUCUCCUCUCUCUCUCUUUCUCUCUCUGCACGCUAAAAGCAUUUCUUGGGAGAGAGAGAGUCUCAAAAAUUUAUUAUUUUCUUUUUUUUUUUAAUUAGAUUUUCUUCUUCGGCUCUCUCUCUCUCUCUUACAACGCCCCAGAGGGCAAUUCUAGAGGGAAAGAGUUGCAGAGGUUUGUUUGUUUGUUUGUUCGUUUGUUGUUCUUGUUGUUGUUGUCCAGCUGGGGUUUUUGGGUGCAGAUCACGAAGGUUUUUUUAUUGGAAUGGAGUUUGUGGGUAGGAAGGUGAAGAAAGAGUUCGAAGGCCAUGGGGUUUUCUCGGGAAUUGUGAAAUCUUAUGACCCUUCAUCUGGGAUCUUCGAGGUCGUCUAUGACGAUGGAGGUUCCGAGGAGUUGGACUGCGCUGAGGUCUCGUUUCUCAUCGAAGGGAAGGUCCAGCUGGUUGGGGAUGAGGUGAGGCCCAGUCGGCUCGGUCGGAAGCCCAAGAAGCGGCGGCGUGUGGAGAAAAGGCACGAAAUACCAGGUGAGUCAGGUAAUGCCGGUGAGGCUUUUAUGAUUGAUGGUGUGGCUAGUAAAGAAAUCCUUGGAAAGCGUUGUGGGUUUGAUGGUGAUUUGAAUAAGAAUGAUAAUUCCCAUGAUGGGUCUGAGUCAAACCUAGAUAUGGGAAUUGGGAAUGGAGGGAAAUUGAGAGAAAAUGUGGAGGUUAAUGGCCAUUUGAAUGAAAAUGCUAAUUCUGGUGAUAGGUCUGAAGAAACCCUAGUAGAAAGGGAGGAUUUGAAAGAUGGUGUGUCAGCUAAUGGCAUUUACAAUCUGAAUAGGAUUGACAAUUUGAAAGGUGGAAUUGAUUUAAAUGCUGGGUUUAACUUGAACCUGAAUGAUGCUUGUGAUGUUCAUGUUAAUGCUGAAGAAAAUUUAAAGAAAAGAGAUUGUAUUGAUCUGAACUUGGAUGUGAAUGGGGACUUAGAUGAAAAUUUGAAUGUGGGUGGUUUUGGUCCAUCAGCCAAGGAAAGCCGUAGGAGGGGAUGCAGUUUUGAUUUGAAUUUGGAGGUUGACGAAUGUAAGGAUUCAGAGGAUGACGGUGCGGGACAGUUCAUGGUUGUUACAUCUUCUGAGACAGUCGAGGAAAGCCUGAAAGAGAGUGGUGGAGAUGUUGGAGAGAGAUUAAUAGAAGAUGUUGGUUCAAAUGAGACUUUGAAAGAAGUUCAUUUGGAUGUUGUUGAAAGUUUUAUGGGGAAGGGUGUUGUAUCCUCCUCUGAGACCACAGUCAAAUAUGCACAUUCAGGGUUUGCCGAUCAACUUAGUAAUGAUAAUGGUGGUUCUGGUGGAGAUGUGAAAGCUAAUGCUUUUGCCAUGGAUACCAACCAUUCUGAGGAUUGUGGUCUUGUGGAAGUUCAGUUGAAGGAUGAUCUCUCUGGAGCUGUUACCCAAAUGGUUCAUGGCCACCUAGGCAAUUCAGUAAGUCCAUGCAAUCAAAGAAGUAACCGCAGAAAGAGAAGAAAACUAUCAGAUAACAUAAAGUCCACCACAGAAACGGUUUUAAGGAGAAGUACUCGUAGAGGAUCCGCUCAAAAUCAUGUUUCAGUGGCAUUGUGUACUGUUGAUGAUACAUCAUCUUCUCCAGGAGUUAGUGAAAUAACAGAGGAAAAACCAAUCCGUUGCAAAGAAUCUGAAAAGCCCAUUCUUGUUCCACCAAAACUCCAGCUACCCCCUUCUUCACAAAAUUUAAAUUUAGAUGAUAUUCCCGUACUUGAUAUUUUUUCUAUUUAUGCCUGCCUUAGAUCAUUCAGCACUUUAUUAUUUUUGAGUCCUUUUGAGUUGGAGGAUUUUGUGGCAGCAGUGCAAUUCAAGUCUGCUAAUUUAUUGUUUGAUAAUGUUCAUGUUUCUAUACUGCAAACUUUGAGAAAGCAUUUGGAGUAUCUUUCAAAUGAAGGAUCUCAAUCUGCUUCUGAUUGCCUAAGAAGUCUUAACUGGGAUUUGCUGGACUUGAUCACAUGGCCCAUUUUUAUGGUUGAGUACUUACUAAUUCAUAGCACUGGACUGAAACCUGGUUUUGAUCUCAGUCACUUUAAGUUAUUUAGUGCUGACUACUACCAACAACCUCCACCUGUAAAGGUUGAGAUACUCCGGGUUUUAUGUGAUGACUUGAUUGAAGUGGAAGCCAUAAGGUCAGAGCUAAAUCGAAGAUCUUUAGCAGCAGCAGAGCCUGAGAUGGUUUUUGAAAGGAAUAUAAACUUUGAGGUUUGCAAGAAAAGGAGGACUUCAGUGGAUGCAUCUAGUGGCUUUUGUUUGAAUGAUGAUGUUGUUGAUGAUUCUACUGAUUGGAAUAGCGAUGAAUGCUGCCUAUGUAAGAUGGACGGAAGCUUAAUAUGUUGCGAUGGCUGUCCUGCAGCAUAUCAUUCAAAAUGUGUUGGAGUAGCCAAUGAUCUCUUGCCAGAGGGUGACUGGUUUUGCCCUGAGUGUGCGAUUGACAGACAUAAGUCUCGGAUGAAACCACGGAAGUCACUUCGAGGAGCAGAUUUGUUAGGAACUGAUCCUCAUGGUCGUGUAUAUUUUUACAGCUGCGAUUACCUUUUGGUGUCUGAUUCUUAUGACACUGAAUCAUCGUUUAGUUACUACCACAGAGAUGAUCUGAAUAUGGUUGUUGAAGUGCUAAAGUCUUCUGAUUUUUUCUAUGGUGAUAUUUUAUUGGCUAUCUGCAAGCACUGGGAUAAUGUAAGCUUAAACGGAACUUGUUGUAAUAAUGACAGUCUUUACCUUAGUAUGUCUUUAGAAAUGCGAAUGAAGGAGCAAAUUCGAGUUCUUUCAAAUCCGCCUGUUUCAUUGGCAUUGACAGAGACAUAUGCCGUUAAGAAUGGGACUGAUGUGGAAAGAAAAAUGGUUGUGGACUCUGAUGUUGGGUUUCAUGGAUCAGACGCUUCAAAGUCGGUGAACUUGUUAGAUUCUGUGGCUGCAAUGCAUGUAGCUUCUGAAGGAUCAGUAGGAAGCGCACAGACAAAAAUUGGGUCAGGCACUGGGUGUGAUUCAAGUGGAUCUACUAAAUUUCUAAAUCAGUCUGACAUUCCAGGAAAUAUUCCGCUUGUUGGAGACUGUUCUUUGACAUCUAGUACCUCUGACAUAAGAAGGGUAACCAUUGUAGAAUCUGUUGAUCCGGAAAUCCCCUUAAUUACUCUACCUACCAAAAAAGGGGAUACAUCACAUGUGCAGAAUGUUAUUAGUUACAUGAACUAUUAUAGUUUUGGUCAAAUUGCUUCAUCAGUAGGAGAGGAGCUAAUGGAUAAAUCAUCUGAAAAGAUCAAGGAGCCCUUAAUGAUGUCAGAAGAGGAAGUAAUAUUACACCAGACAAAGGCCAUAUUGAAAAAGACUUCCAAGUUUUACUGGUCAACUAUUCAGGACCUAUAUGUGGAUGUUGAGAAAGAAAAAUGUGGUUGGUGUUUUUCAUGCAGAGCUCCCUGUGAUGACAGGGACUGCUUGUUUCUCAUGAAUGUGGGGCCUAUUCGAGAAGCUUCUAACAGUGACAUGGUUGAUCAUCAAUUGAAAAAGAACAGUAAAGAUCAUCUUACUGAUGUCUUAUGUCAUACUUUAUCCAUUGAAAAACGUCUGCAUGGACUUCUGUUGGGUCCAUGGUUGAAUCCACAACACAGCAAGCUCUUGCAUAAAAGUGCUCUCGAGGCAUCUGAUCUGAUGUCUGUUAAACAUUUGUUGCUCACUUUAGAGUCAAAUCUGAGUCGUCUUGCACUCUCAGCUGACUGGUUGAAGCAUGUGGAUUCUGCUGUUUCUGUGGGUUCAGCCUCUCAUAUUGUGACUAGUUCUGCACGUGCAGCCUCAAAGCACAUGAUUGGCAGAAAAAGGCCUAGGUGUUCAGAAAAUGAGUCUAAUCCUGCUUCAAAUGGUACCAGUGGAUUGGGAAUGUUUUGGUGGAGGGGUGGUAGGCUUUCUCGUCAUAUUUUCAGUUGGAAGGCUUUGCCGCACUCCUUGGUUUCCAAGGCCGCCAGACAAGCUGGGUGUGUGAAGAUUCCUGGUAUAUCAUAUCCUGAGAAUUCAGAAUAUGCGAAGAGAAGCAAAUAUGUUGCCUGGCAAGCUGCUGUUGAGACAUCAAGAAGUGCAGAGCAGCUGGCUUUCCAGGUUAGAGAGCUUGAUUUGAACAUUAGGUGGGAUGACAUCGAAAACACUCAUCCUCUCUCUGCAUUGGAUAAGGAAUCUCUGAAGUCCAUCAGGCUUUUCAAAAAAGUUAUCAUCCGAAGGAAGUGCACCGAAGGGAAAGUGGCCAAGUAUCUUCUUGAUUUUGGCAAGAGAAGAGUUAUUCCUGAAAUUGUCAAAAAACAUGGUUCCAUAGUUGAAGAAUCCUCUAGUGAAAGGAAGAGAUAUUGGCUGGAUGAAUCUUAUGUUCCUUUGCAUCUGUUGAAAAAUUUUGAGGAGAAAAGAAUUGCUCGCAAGUCUACUGAUAUGAAAUCCAGGAAAAUUAUUGAGUUUGGUGGAGUAAUAAAGAGGCCUCAAGAAAAGAGGGGAUUUGAGUAUUUGUUUGCAAAAGCCGAAAGAUCUGAGAAUUAUCAAUGUGGGCACUGCAACAAAGAUGUCCUAGUCAGGGAAGCUGUUAGUUGUCAGUACUGCCAAGGAUUUUUCCAUAAAAGGCAUGUUAAGAAGUCAGCUGGGGCCAUCAUUGCUGAUUGUACAUAUACAUGCCAUCGAUGCCAGAGCGGGAAGCAUGUAAAGAUUGAUGCAAAAAGAGGGAAAACUAAUAAAAAAGGAGGUAAAUCAUUGCAGAAGUCCAAGAAUAAUAAAAAAGACUGCAGGUCGUUGCGCUUGAAAAGCAAAAGAAAAGUGUCAGGUGGUGGGCGACCGGUGAGAUCAAAAAACAAUAGAAAAGUUGCACCUAGUGUUCCUCUACGCCGUUCAGCGAGAAAAGCUAAAUGCAUAAUAGUGCAAACGAAAAAGCAUGGAGGGCGCAAGAAAGGGAAACAGAUCAAAUCUAAAAAGGGAACAGAUAAAAAACGAAAGAGAGGUACUUCUUGCCAGAAGAAGAGAACACAAGUUUAUUACAGUUACUGGCUUAAUGGCCUCUACUUGUCUAGAAAGCCAAAUGAUGAACGAGUUAUGCUUUUCAGAGAAAAAAAUUUUCUAGUCCCUUCUGAGCAGUCAUCUAUCAUUCCAGAUCAACCCAAAUGCCAGCUUUGUAAUGAAGCAGAACAUGCAUCUACUUUAAGUUACAUUGCAUGUGAAAUCUGCGGAGAGUGGUUUCAUGGAGAUGCCUUUGGACUUCAUUCAGAGAACAUUGAUAAAUUAAUUGGAUUCAAGUGUCACACAUGCCGUGAAAAGGGCCCACCUGUCUGCCCCCACUUGGUAGCUGUGAGGACGGAUGUGUCUCAGUUGGUUGAAGCACAAGCACAAAAUAAUACUGCAGUUGAUUGUUUCGAGGGAGUAUCUAAUGCAGUCCCUUCUAUGAGUGAGUUGCAGAUUGCAUGUAAUUGAAUUCUUUUGGCAUUUGAAGAGGGAUACUUCAGUUUGUAAGGGUUGUGUUUCAGUUCAUUUUCUAUGGAGGGAUGCUUAUUGUUGAGUUUCUCAUUUGGUAAUUUAAGGAAUAAAUGUCGCAAAGAUGGGUUUCAGAAUCUUCAACUGCAAGAUUACUUUCAAACAAUUAAGGACCUAUGGUUUUGCUGAAGGGAUAUACUAUCAGGCAAAAGGUGCCUUCCUGUGAAGUAGGACAGAAGCUUGCAGCAGUGAAUUCGCAUAUUGAGAACUGUCAGAAAGAGCAAAUGAACCUGCCUAAGAUCAGCAGUGCUUUUUUAGGUGAUUUUGUGAAAGUUCUACAGAAGAUCAGAAAUGUGAAGAAUGCCCCAGGCAAGGUGCGGCCACCAAGGGUUGGACGUUAAAUCCUUGUUCGUCCUGCGGGUGUUACAGAUUGCUGCUCUGAUUCAGUCCUCUAGAAGCUCUAAGAUGUCCUUAUAUGUUGGGAGGCAGGGGUGGUAUAUUUUCAUUGUAGCUCAUUUGGUUGACUGACAAUUUAUUGAAACAGCAAUUGAAGGUGAAUUAGAAGUAGGUCAAAAGUAGGAUAAAUUUAGAUUAAUGAGAGAUGUUAGGAUUAGAGAUGGAAAUACUGAAUAUUCUUGUUUUAGCUGACUAUAUUGGAAAACUAAUUAAUACCCUGAAAAUAGAAAUUUGAUUUAGGUUAUAUUUGGGAGGAUGAUAACAGCUUCUGAAGUUAAAAAGGCUGCAGAAUUUUUUGAUGACAUGAGAGGGACUGGCAGUCCAUUUUCUUGGACUUUGUAAUGACAUUGUGAAUGUAUCUGAGAAAAAGGAACAGAAGUAUAUAAGAAUUCGUUGUUCCCCAAAAAAAAAAAAAAAGAAAAAACAAUUGUACAUUGCUUUGCAGCCUUACCCCUUACAAAAAUUUGUAGAAGGAAUGUGACAUUUUGAUUAAUGACUAGUUGUCUUCUCCUUUUGCAAUAUAA